Molecule: messenger RNA, 345 nt
Organism: Aspergillus costaricaensis CBS 115574
Lineage: Eukaryota; Fungi; Ascomycota; Eurotiomycetes; Eurotiales; Aspergillaceae
Exons: 2
Coding region: 1-345 (114 amino acids)
Source: RefSeq, a predicted model, not a curated record
AUGUCGCCUAUCUGGCCGCCUUUCAUUCAGGGCGUUGACAUGAGAAUCGCACACGACUGGGCCACCGAGAGUGAUUUGUUCAUUCGUUUUUGUUUGCUGGCACCGGCCUUGACCGUGAGAAGCCGCGUUGCAGGCCGAAGCCGACAUCUGACGGCGUCUUGGUAUGACAGCAUAUCCAUCAUUCUCAGUCGUUUCUCACCGUCCCGAAUUCUUCUUUAUGGGACUGGUUUUGUCAUUGGUUUCCCUGGAUCCAGCGCAGAUCAGGUUCUUUCUUUGCACUUCUAUUUCCUUGAUGGUGUUGGCUCCGGAGUUGUACAGAUGGGAGUGGCAUAUGACGAUUUCUAA